GGAAGGACUCCACCAAAACAAAUCUCAGUCAUCCAAAUUUAAAAUUUAUCACAAUAAUGUUUUCUUUUCUCAUCCCAUUGUUGGAGGUUUGUCAGGUGGUUAUCGCUGCCGUGGCAUCUAUAGUCUUAUUAGGUUUAGCAGGUCUAACAUUCGCUACUUCAGCCGCGACAUUAACCGUAACCACACCGCUUUUCAUCAUAUUCAGUCCGAUUCUUGUACCAGCCACGAUAGCCACUGCUGUCUUAGCUUCAGGGUUCACGGCCGGUGGUACCCUAGGAGCGAUGGCUGUUGCUCUCAUCAGGCGUAGGAUGGGAGUAAAGCCGAGUGCGGAAAGAACUUCUUCAACUCCUUCAGUCCAACUCAAAUUGCCAAUUUAUGGUGGAUAUGGAGGAUCUUGGGGAGGAAAAACAUUUUCUGGAACAUUCGGAAAACCAUUCUCUGGAAACAUCCCAGCAUGGUUAAAAGGUACACCUGCCACCGCAAGUGGAAGUAAUCCCGCGAGUGGAGCUGCUGCACCUGCGGCUGGAGCAGCGGCACCUGCGGCCGGAGCUGCUGCACCUGCGGCUGGAAGUACACCACCUACAUGUUAAUAGAAAAUUGGUUAAGUUGUUACAACAUGUAUUAUGAUUAAUAUAUACUGUGCAGUACGUUCACUAAUUCAUAAUUUUGUGACUCGAAACUUAAAAGGAAACAAAAGCUUUCUAAAACGUUUUAUAUUAUGUAAUGUUU
Messenger RNA from Camelina sativa (false flax), 729 nucleotides. The record is from RefSeq and is a predicted model, not a curated record. NCBI's taxonomy places the organism in Eukaryota, Viridiplantae, Streptophyta, Magnoliopsida, Brassicales, Brassicaceae.